This is a messenger RNA of Zingiber officinale, 1520 nucleotides long. Its product is annotated as CTD nuclear envelope phosphatase 1 homolog. NCBI's taxonomy places the organism in Eukaryota, Viridiplantae, Streptophyta, Magnoliopsida, Zingiberales, Zingiberaceae. The record is from RefSeq and is a predicted model, not a curated record. The transcript has 6 exons. Bases 201 to 1130 code for a protein of 309 amino acids. Gene Ontology annotation, molecular function: phosphoprotein phosphatase activity.
CACUAACCGGCGUCCCCGACCCGCAUAUUUAGCAGUUGUACGCGACGCACGGCACGUGCGCGCCCGCGGUGCCCUCCUCCACCACCUCCUCCGCCGUCGUCGCUCUCCUCCACCACCUCCUCCGUUGUAGGAGCAACCGCUCCGUAGAGGCCAGUCGGGAGCCGGAGCGCCUUCCCUCCCGGUCGCCUUGCGUUGCUGUGAUGGCCGAGCUGGCUCAGGCGGAGUUAUGCCCUCCGGGGCACACCGCGGCGGCGACCACGACGGGAAAGAGCGUCCAGGUGUGGCGUGCGCUGGUGAACUGGGUUGCAAUCCUGUUUCGCCUCCUCCUUCAGAUCCUGCGAGGAACACCGUCGUGGGCACAGCUCCUUUCCUUCGUCGGCCUCCGACACCGCCUCCUCUUCUCACCGUCCGCCGCAUCUACGGCUUAUAUGCCUCUAGCAGUGGAUCAACUGACAGACGCCCAGCCCCUCCCCGCUGCAACCUCGUCGGAGUUCCUUAAUAGGCUCACGGUUGUACUUGAUUUGGAUGAGACUUUAGUUUGUGCAUACGAAACAUCCAGCCUUCCAUCUGCAGUUCGUAUGCAGGCCAUUGAAGCAGGUCUAAAGUGCUUUGAACUAGAAUGUACAUCUUCAGAAAAGGAUGCUGAUGGAAGACCCAAGAUCAAUCAUGUCACUGUUUUUGAACGCCCUGGUUUGUGUGAAUUCCUAAAACAGUGCAGUGAAUUUGCAGAUCUUAUUCUUUUCACUGCUGGCCUUGAAGGUUAUGCCAGUCCUGUUAUUGACAGAAUAGAUGUUGAUAAAAAAUUAACUCAUCGGCUCUACAGGCCUUCGACAGUGAGCACGGAAUACCGAGAACAUGUCAAAGAUCUUACUUGUGUAUCGAAAGAUCUCUGUCGCACUGUCAUCGUCGAUAACAAUCCAUUUAGCUUCUUGCUUCAACCGUUCAAUGGAGUACCAUGCGUGCCAUUCUUUGCAGCACAGCCAUGCGACAACCAGCUUAUGGAAGCCAUUCUUCCCCUUCUGAAGCAACUUUCGCUUCAGAAGGAUGUCAGACCUGUUCUAUACGAAAAGUUCCGCAUGCCUGAAUGGUUCGAACAUCAAGGAAUUCCCAUCAGAAAUCCUAGUCUGUGAGAUGCCAUCAGAUUUCUACCUCAAAGCACCUUUUAUGGGGAUGUGCAUAUGUGCUUUUAAUCUACACACACAGGAACCCUAAUUGAAGGGUCCUUGCUUGAGUCUCCCGAGCGACAAAGAGUGGCGAAGGAUGAAGAUUUAUUGCUCAAAGGAAGAAUUUUGAGAUUGAAAUGGUCAAUAGCUGUUAUUUCCAGAAAAAAAUAUUCAAUUCUAGGUGUUCUGAUCGUAGAAUGUUCAGCAUUAUGCUUGUUUAGGAAGAUAUUAUUUCAGAUUCCGAGUGUAGUUGAUUUUGUAUUGUAUAUUAUUUCUCGUCAAUCUUUGGCAAGGAAUUGAAUUGCUUCAACGGCUUGUGCUUUGUCGACGGAAUGAAGUAGGUUUGUGUUCAUGGCU